Gavialis gangeticus (Gharial) is the source of this 1209-nucleotide messenger RNA. It is a transcript of the gene BCL2L12, whose product is annotated as BCL2 like 12. NCBI's taxonomy places the organism in Eukaryota, Metazoa, Chordata, Crocodylia, Gavialidae. The record is from RefSeq and is a predicted model, not a curated record. The transcript is spliced from 5 exons. The coding region runs from base 578 to 1195 and encodes 205 amino acids. Gene Ontology annotation, biological process: regulation of apoptotic process.
AAUAGCUGGGGGAGGCACAACUAUGUGGGAGUGUGGGGUUGCCAGGCAUGUUCAUAGGGAUGGAGGGGAGCUGGGAGGGGUCUCUGGGAAGCCUGGCAAUGCCCAUACCCCCCAGGGCCCUGCCAGAACAAGCCAGCCCCCCCAGGGGGUCCCUGCGCCCUGGCUCCUGGACCCCCCUGCAUGAGGACAUCAACCAGGUGGAGGAGCGCAAGCACGGCUUCAAAACCAGCGUGAAGAAGCUGAUGCAGCGUCGGGCCAGCCCCCGUCGCAGCCCCCCUGGCCCCCUGCCUGCCCAUGGAGACUCCCUCAAGAGACAGGAGGAGGGGGGGCGCCGUCGGUACACCCGCUCCUUCUCCUUCAAGGGGUUGCUGCGGAGGAAGGGCCCGGCCCAAGAGGAGCUGAAUCCCCUUCCCCCCCCAUCCCCCUCAUCACUGCGCCCCACCUCCCUGCCUGUCACCCCCUGCUACUGCACAGACCUCCCCGCACUGGGACAGCAGGAUCCCACGGCACACGACCCUACUCACAUCCCAGAGCUGGGAGAGGACCCCCAUGCUCUCCAGCUGGUGGGAGAGUCCAGAUGUCCUGGCCCACAGCCCCCUGCUCUAACCAGCUCUGCCUCCCAGGCCAGCUGCUGCGGGACCCUGCUCUCUAUGCCCGGGCAGCCCAGAAGCUGGACAAACUGCUGAAGCAGCAGCAGCAGCUGAAUAGCCCUGGGAGCACUAACGGGGCUCCCUCCCCCAGGCUGGGGGCCAGGACCCCCGAUGUCCAGCUGGGCAUCAGGCACUCAGCCCCGCCAGACCCCUCCUCGGAGACUGCCAAUGAGCAGCACAGGGAGCAGGUGAUCCAGAGACUCAUCAGCCUCCUGGAAGAGCAGGCCAAGGACAUCAAUCGGGAGAUGGAGGCAGACCCCUUGCUGCGCAGCACCCUGUCCCGCAUGUCCUUCCGCAGCUUCUCCCAGCUGGCCGAGGCCUUCACCGCCCGUGCGCCCCCCAGCAGCCCCAGCCCCCAGCUUGCACGCCUGGCACUCACUAUGGAGCUGACCCGGAGGGUGGCCGGGAUCAGCAACCAUGCGGUGCAGACCCUCAUGGGCUACAGCCUCCAGUACAUGGAGCUCUUCGUGCCCUGGCUCCAGCAGCAGGGCGGCUGGGAGAGCAUCGUGGGCCAGGAUGAGCUCUUUGACCUCCAGCUCGACUAGGGGGAGGAGGAAGG